Messenger RNA from Theileria equi strain WA, 1619 nucleotides. RefSeq names its product RNA recognition motif domain-containing protein. The coding region runs from base 135 to 1619 and encodes 494 amino acids. The record is from RefSeq and is a predicted model, not a curated record. Gene Ontology annotation, biological process: mRNA splice site recognition; regulation of alternative mRNA splicing, via spliceosome; alternative mRNA splicing, via spliceosome. Gene Ontology annotation, cellular component: precatalytic spliceosome; catalytic step 2 spliceosome. Lineage: Eukaryota; Apicomplexa; Aconoidasida; Piroplasmida; Theileriidae. The transcript is spliced from 7 exons. Gene Ontology annotation, molecular function: RNA binding.
AAAAUAUACGCGGUUUACACCAACAUUUUGCGAUAUAUAAGCCUCUUUUGUAUAAAGUGUUAUUGGAUUGCUGGAAUCCCUCUGUUUCAAGAUCACAAAGACAUUAUUAUCUGCAGAAUGGAUUAUUACACAUAAUGGGUUCAUCCAGCAACGUGAGAGAUACUUCCAGGGAGGAUGGAAAUUUGAAUAAAUCUUACUCUAGCUAUCGUAAAUAUAGAAGAAGUCCCUCCUCUUCUUCGUAUAAUAGUUCUCGAAGGAGUAGGAGUUAUAGAAGUAGGAGCCGUACUAGACAAAGUUAUCGCAGUAAAAAUGGCUAUAAAGAUGAACAAAAAUAUGAUUCUCGAUAUAAAAGUCGUGAUAGUAGCUCUUACAAGCCAAGUAACUCCAGAAAUGAUUUAACUGGUGAUCAAAAUGCCAAGGAUUCCAAGAAGGUUCCAACUUCUAGACAACCUAAGAAGAGUGCAUGGGAUAGUAUGAUGCCGGUUUCGAAUCUAAGCGCUGAAUUGUGCGAUACACAUUCACUAAAUGAGAACAAGGCAAAGGGCAAACAUUCCAGUUCCUCUCAAGUAGUACCAGAUUCUCAACAGUGUAGGAUAUAUAUCGGAUCUCUAGAUCCUGAUGUGAAAGAAGAAGAUAUAAGAACAAUUUUUUCUUCUUUUGGGGAGAUUACAUGUAUAGAAAUGCCCAGAGAUCCGAGUACCAACAAAUCAAAAGGGUAUUGUUUUGUCGAAUAUAGAAAGAAAGAAUCCGCUGAUGUUGCGAUUGUAUCUAUGCAGGGAUUCCAAAUUAAGGGUCGUCCUAUUAAAUUAGGAAAGCCAAAUGCGGCUACCGGUCAGGGUAGCGUUUUUUCCGCAGGUAUGGGAAUGGCAUCAAUGUCUGCAGCCUAUACUAAUCCAUUUGCGAAUCCCAUGGCUGCAGGUGUUUUGGCAGCAGCUGCGUUUCUGCAGAGUCGUUCAGGAGUUAAGAUAGACACAUGUAUGUUUUCCAAAGUUGUUAAUAAGCGUGAUGUAGCGGUUAUUUUGAGUAAGAUUGGUGCUAGUGCAUCCAUACCAUUCUCUAUUGGCCCAACGCCUCCAGAAAUGAACGGGAAAAGAGUGCAUCUGGAAAACGUUCCUUUCGAGCUUGGAUCACAGGACAUUAAAAAGAUUUUUGAACCGUUUGGCACUAUUAUUAAUUGCGUUCUUAUACCACGGGAUAUGUUGCCUGGAUCAUUUUAUGGUUGCGGAUAUAUAGAUUUUGAGAGUCCGCAGGUUGCCCAAAUUGUAUCUUCAGCCAUGAACGGAUUCGAAAUUGCUGGGGCAAAAGUUCAGGUUACUAUGGCACCUUCUUCAUUGGAGCCAUCAAAUGUAAUUGUUCUAUGCAAUAUGGUUGAUCCAAAGCUUGUUGAUGAAGAGCUUCCUAAUGAGGUAAAGGAAGAAUGCAGCAAAUAUGGAACAGUAACCUCGGUGUAUUUGCAUUUUUCACAAAAUGAUUCUAUAUCCAUCUUUGUGGUUUUCAACACACAUGAAGACGCUGAAAAUGCUGUAAAAGCACUUAAUUCUCGUUGGUUCAACGGAAGACAAAUUGAAUGUAGAUCGUAUGAUUCAAGUGCUUAUUUUAGCGGAAAUUAUGACCUGUAA